AUAGAAACUGCCACAUAGCCAUAGGCAACAAGUGUAGAGUUGAAAACCGUUUAUCCGUUUAGGUUUACAAUUCACAAAAUCCACCGACCCGACCCGCGUAAGCAUACUAGUAGUAUAUAGCAUAACAGCACACACUUUCUUCGUUGCGAGUUCUGAACUGAAUUCAGCAUCGCGCCGCCGAAUCGGAAAAAAUGGGUGGAUUCAUGUUAGGUUCAAAGAAAAAGAAAAACAAUAAGGGUCAAGGCGGUUUUGAAACACUAGGUCUAAAUCCAAAUGUUUUCAGAGGAAUCAGAAAUAAAGGUUACAAAGUUCCGACUCCAAUUCAGAGGAAGACAAUGCCUCUCAUUCUUUCCGGCGUAGAUGUCGUUGCUAUGGCUCGUACUGGCUCUGGCAAAACGGCGGCGUUUCUUGUUCCCAUGCUUCACCGACUUAACCAGCAUAUUCCUCAGGGUGGCGUUAGAGGACUCAUUUUGUCUCCGACUAGGGAUUUGGCACUUCAAACUCUUAAGUUCACUCAAGAGCUUGGUCGCUACACAGAUCUUCAUGUUAGUUUGUUAGUUGGGGGUGAUAGUAUGGAAAGUCAAUUUGAGGAGUUAGCUCAGAGUCCAGACAUUAUAAUUGCCACUCCCGGUAGGCUCAUGCACCAUUUGUCUGAGGUUGAUGACAUGUCAUUGCGUAAGGUGGAGUAUGUUGUUUUUGAUGAGGCUGAUUGUUUAUUCGGGAUGGGUUUUGCUGAUCAGCUACAUCAAAUUCUUGCUCAGCUUGGUGAGAACCGUCAGACUUUGCUUUUCAGUGCCACAUUACCCAGCGCUCUUGCAGAAUUUGCUAAGGCCGGUCUGCGAGACCCUCGCCUUGUUCGCCUCGAUUUGGAAACUAAAAUUAGCCCUGACUUGAAGCUUGUCUUUUUCACUUUGAGGCAGGAAGAGAAGUAUGCUGCUUUGCUCUAUUUAAUUAGGGAACUUAUCGGUUCUGAUGAGCAGACUUUAAUUUUUGUAUCCACUAAACAUCAUGUUGAGUUUCUCAACUCGUUGUUUCGGCAAGAGGGAAUUGAGCCUUCUGUAUGUUAUGGAGACAUGGAUCAAGAUGCACGCAAAAUCAAUGUGAACAGGUUUAGGUCUAGAAGGACAAUGUUGUUGAUUGUCACCGACAUUGCUGCUCGGGGCAUUGACAUUCCAUUGCUUGAUAAUGUUAUCAAUUGGGACUUCCCUUCCAAGCCUAAAAUAUUUGUUCAUCGAGUUGGAAGAGUUGCAAGGGCGGGUCGUACUGGUACUGCUUAUUCUUUCUUGACUACCGAGGAUAUGGCUUACCUCUUGGAUCUUCAUUUGUUUCUCUCAAAACCAAUCAAAGCUGCUCCCACUGAAGAAGAAGUCUUGCAGGAUAUGGAUGGAGUAAUGUCAAGGAUUGACCAGGCAAUGGCAAACAGAGAAACCAUUUAUGGCCGUUUUCCACAAAAAGUCAUUGACCUUGUUUCUGACAGAGUUAGGGAAGUUAUUGAUACUUCUGCAGAGCUGGAAGCGUUGCAGAGAGCCUGUAAAAAUGCAUUCCGUUUAUAUUCUAAAACAAAACCCUUACCCUCAAAGGAGUCCAUAAGAAGAGUAAAGGAUUUGCCAAAAGAAGGUCUGCAUCCUAUUUUCAAUAAAAUGUUGGGAACAGGGGAGUUAACGGCAAUUGCAUUUUCCGAGCAUCUGAAAAAGUUUAGGCCAAAGCAGACAAUUUUGGAAGCAGAAGGAGAAGCAGCUAAAUCAAAGGGUGGUCAGAGGGUUGAUGUGAUGAAAAGAAAAAGAGCCGUUCAUGACAGCACUAUAAAUUUGGUUCAUGAACACCAAUCUAAGACUAAGAGUAACAAUGAAAAGGACGAAAAUCAUUUGGAAAUUUCUUCUUCCGUGGAGAAAGGGAGAAAAGCACGCGGUUCUAAGAGAAAGUCAGAAAGCUUCAAGGACGAGGAUUUCUAUAUAAGUUCUAUACCUAAAAAUCAUCACAUGGAAGCAGGCCUUGCAGUAAAAGCUAAAGAAGGCUUUAAUUCAAACAGAUUGGAUGAUGCUGUCCUAGACCUAGUUGCAGAUGAUGGUGCUGGCAUUAAGAAACAAAAAUCUGUAUAUCACUGGGAUAAGAGGAGUAAAAAGUACAUCAAGUUAAACAAUGGUGACCGUGUUGCUGCAAAUGGAAAGAUAAAGACAGAGAGUGGUGCGAAAACAAAAACCAACAAGACUGGUAUAUAUAAAAAGUGGAAGGAACGCUCACACUCUAAGAUAUCUCUUAAAGGGACAAGUGCUGAUGGUGAUGCUCAGGAAUCAACAAGUUCUAGAGGAUCUUACCGAGCAGGUGGUAGGAAUUUCAGAGGUGGCAAGAAGCAGCAUUCAAUGCCCAAUGCUCAUGUGCGUUCAGAAAUCAAAGAUAUGGAUCAAAUUCGAAAGGAGAGACAGAAAAAAGCCAACAAAAUUUCUCAUAUGAAGAACAAGUCAGCAAAGGGUAAAAAAUCUGGCAGAAAGGAAAAUAAUAAUAAUAAAAGAAAAUUUAAGUAGACAUUGUUUUAGGCUUCAGAAGUUAAUUAAUCAAGGAAAGGUAAAACUGAUUUCUUUGAAAAUUCCAGUAUAACUGUAUCUUUAAACGAAUGAGGGGCAUAGUAAAGUAAGAAACCCAAGUGACUGGAAAUCACCGUUAUUUUUUAUUUACCAACCAAUUUUGUAUGUUCAAACUUCAUAGUAAUAUAACACUAUUUGUUGCUUUA
Messenger RNA from Trifolium pratense (red clover), 2728 nucleotides. Its product is annotated as putative DEAD-box ATP-dependent RNA helicase 29. Gene Ontology annotation, cellular component: nucleus. Bases 192 to 2522 code for a protein of 776 amino acids. The record is from RefSeq and is a predicted model, not a curated record. The transcript has 11 exons. Gene Ontology annotation, molecular function: RNA helicase activity; ATP binding; RNA binding. Lineage: Eukaryota; Viridiplantae; Streptophyta; Magnoliopsida; Fabales; Fabaceae.